Trichoderma virens Gv29-8 is the source of this 729-nucleotide messenger RNA. RefSeq lists its product as uncharacterized. The annotation marks the transcript as partial. The record is from RefSeq and is a predicted model, not a curated record. The transcript has 2 exons. NCBI's taxonomy places the organism in Eukaryota, Fungi, Ascomycota, Sordariomycetes, Hypocreales, Hypocreaceae.
GAUGCUACCUUUGUAGCGUGCUGCCCUCUGAACCAGGUCCUUCUCGGAAACCAAGAUACCGCCUUCGACUGUUGCGGCGUUGACUACCAUCUGACCCGGUCGGAAGUCACAGGCUACAAAUGCUGCCCUCUAGGCCAAGUCUAUGAUGGUGAUGGUGUCUGUUAUCGUGAUACAGACCUGAAAUGUAGCCAAGGAAUAAUAUUAGCGGACGGCGAGUGUGUUAAUCCCUCUAGCAUGAUUGAGGACAUGGAUGGCGCCCGCAAGGUCAUAUCUCUUCCACCUAGGUGUGAAUCAGGUAUUCGUGAAGGAAAGUACUAUAUCCUCCAAACGAUGGACGGCCAUUUACUUGGAUACGACAAAGAGGGCCAUUACUACAUCUCAGGUAUCAGCCAUGCCCACACAUUCGGAAAGUUCAAGUUUUGCAGGACCGAGGUCUGCGAGAGCACAUCAUUCAUUAAUCCCAACGAUGAAUUCCGUAUCAACGAUAUUCACGGGCAUACCAAUAGGGGCAGGGGCAGAAGGCAGUGGUUAAGCUUCUCAACGAAUGGCGGCCCUUUCCGCACCACGCCAACAUGGAACGAAGCUCAAAGAUUUUCCAUUACAAGGUGGGUUGACGGCAAGUAUUGCAUGGCGGCUCUAUACGAUGUUUUUGACACUCAAGUCUGCUGGCCCCUGGAACUCUUCCAAGUCCCUUGUGACAUCCGCGUUCCUGAGAACAACUGCAUCUGG